Asterias rubens (European starfish) is the source of this 729-nucleotide messenger RNA. RefSeq names its product trace amine-associated receptor 5-like. Gene Ontology annotation, biological process: G protein-coupled receptor signaling pathway. Lineage: Eukaryota; Metazoa; Echinodermata; Asteroidea; Forcipulatida; Asteriidae. Gene Ontology annotation, cellular component: membrane. The coding region runs from base 88 to 729 and encodes 213 amino acids. The transcript is spliced from 4 exons. Gene Ontology annotation, molecular function: G protein-coupled receptor activity. The record is from RefSeq and is a predicted model, not a curated record.
UUUUGCUUUUCUGUAGUCCUUUAUCAUGGUAAUAAACUGUAUAGCAAUACAACUUGGGUGCUCAUUGACGAUGGAUUUGUACAGUUAAUGACAGGUUUAGUAUCAAGUUUUGGUCUAUGCCUGGUGACCUAUGAACGUUAUAUCGGAAUAGUGCAUCCACUGCACUACCCAAGAAGGAUCACUCUAAAAAAAAUCCAAGCCACUCUCGAGACAAAUGCUCAACAACUCCAACAACAGAAUGUACAAGGAGCAGCCAUUGAGCUUUUACAAGCAAGAGAAAAGGUGAUUAACACGCUACGGAUUGUCAUGGUUGUACUGUUGGUUUUGUGGACACCAUCAGCAAUAUGGAUGACGAUCUGCUCAUUAUCUGUAGAUAAGAAGCUGGGAUUGACUCUAACUGGUUACCUGUUCCCCAUCAUAUUUAUGUGUUGGGCUUACUACAAGAUCCAAGCCACUCUCAAGAGAGGUGCUCAACAACUCCAACAGCAGAAUGUACUAGGAGCAGCCCUUGAGCUUUUACAUGCAAGAAAGAAUGUGAUUCACAUGCUCAUGAUUGUCAUGGGUGCAUUAGUUGUUCUCAUGAACUCAGUGAUCAAUCCCAUCAUUUAUGUCUUCACAUACAAGAAGUUUCGGAAAGGUCUUCAAGACAUGCUGUGUUGUUGCAUUGGUCGACCUCUCAGGCCAAACCGCAUUGAAGUUCAGAUUGCUAUGAAUGAACACACUGCAUAG